AAGGGUUCGGCUGAACGCGGACCGCAAUGAGGACCACGCCAGACUGGAUCUAAAAUGUCAGUGUCUUUUCUGAGGAACUUAAUUUUACUGUGUGUGGGAAUCUUUGUUUUUCCGGUUACAACCGGAUAUUUUGGGAUUUCGGGAAGAGAGCCGGUGCUGAUAAUGACACUUGGCGAACAUCAGCGACCGAUGAGCAACAAGAUUAGGAGCUACGCCGCGCCUAGUGUCUGCGAUAUGCUGAAACUCCACGGCAAGCAGAAGAGAAUGUGCAAACGAGGGAAAGGUGUCCCUGAAACUCUCAUAGAUGCCACAAAGCUGUCUCUGUCGGAAUGCCAGGCCAAGUUUCAGAACGAGAGGUGGAAUUGUUCAAUGGGAAUCUACAGACAGAACAUUCUCAGAAAAAGUUUCAAAGAAACCUCAUUUCUGUAUUCCAUAACGUCAGCUGGUCUCGUGCAUGCCUUUGCGCGUGCUUGCAGCUUACAGCGUCUCGAGACGUGCACGUGCGACGAAUCCAAAAAUCUGACGCACAGGAAAACGUGGGGUUGGGGAGGCUGUGGAGAUAACAUCAAGUUCGGUCUCAAAUUUACCCGAAGGUUUCUUGGAAGGGCCCGGAGAUCCGGCAAAGACGUCCGGGCAGAACUUGACCAACACAACAUAAACCUCGGAUUAAAGAUUGUAAAAGAUCACGUGAGGACCACGUGCAAGUGCCAUGGUGUCUCAGGUUCGUGCACAACAAAGACUUGUUGGCGGCAGUUACUUCCCUUUAGUGCUAUUGGAAAAAUCCUGAAAGACAAAUAUGAAAGAGCUGUAAGAGUGGCUUCUUUUAAGAACCAAGCAACAGGCCGAUCGAGGCUAGUUAAAUUCCAGAAAAACUCCAACGCCUUAAAUGUAAGCUUUGGCAUCUCGCCGAAGAAAGGAGAUUUAAUUUAUCUGGAAAAUUCGCCGAGCUUUUGCAAGAAAACUCGGUAUUCUCCGGGUACGUACGGGAGACAUUGCAUCAAGGAUUCCAGUUGUGAUAUUGUGUGUUGUGGUCGAGGCUACAACAUUCAGAACGUUGUUGUGAAGAAAUCUUGUGAGUGCCGGGUAAUAUGGUGCUGUUACGUCAAAUGCAAACAAUGCAACGUCACAGAAGAAGUGCACACUUGUAAAUGAUAUCACUACGUAAACUGAGGACGUUUUAUGACCUCAUCGUACAUAUUGUGAAGAGCGGAUUGACGUGUAGAAAAGUACGCGAAACAGGCAGUGCAACCAUGAAGUGAUGUAAAUAUUGUGCCGCAAAACUGAACAUAGAAACUGG
Liolophura sinensis is the source of this 1297-nucleotide messenger RNA. Its product is annotated as protein Wnt-9a-like. The record is from RefSeq and is a predicted model, not a curated record. Gene Ontology annotation, molecular function: cytokine activity; frizzled binding. Gene Ontology annotation, cellular component: extracellular region. Gene Ontology annotation, biological process: neuron differentiation; canonical Wnt signaling pathway; multicellular organism development. Bases 55 to 1152 code for a protein of 365 amino acids. The transcript is spliced from 4 exons. Lineage: Eukaryota; Metazoa; Mollusca; Polyplacophora; Chitonida; Chitonidae.